Molecule: messenger RNA, 2568 nt
Organism: Penicillium lagena
Lineage: Eukaryota; Fungi; Ascomycota; Eurotiomycetes; Eurotiales; Aspergillaceae
Product: WD40 repeat domain-containing protein
Exons: 2
Coding region: 1-2568 (855 amino acids)
Biological process (GO): anaphase-promoting complex-dependent catabolic process; positive regulation of anaphase-promoting complex-dependent catabolic process; positive regulation of ubiquitin protein ligase activity
Cellular component (GO): anaphase-promoting complex
Molecular function (GO): protein binding; ubiquitin ligase activator activity; anaphase-promoting complex binding
Source: RefSeq, a predicted model, not a curated record
AUGGUAGUAGAUACACGAUGUCACUCUUUCGAGGAAUCCUCGGCAGCAGGCGACAGCCGCAACACCUCAUUCUUGUUCAUUUCUCGGUCCAAGUCUAGCAGAGACAAUGGACCUGUCCAACUAACCGAAUUUGCCACAAUCACUUUACCACUCUUGGAAUCGCCAGCCGGUUUUCAGAUAUCACUAUCCCAACAGCCUCGAGCCAAUGCUCAGGCGAAUUCGCCACCUUGUUUCAAUGACAACAAGACUGCAUCUCCAGAAAGGGGCCACGCUGCAACGGGAUUCCCAGCAAGGAAUACCUUUGGCGGUCCCGCCUCCCCGGACAGAUUCAUCCCAAAGCGCGCGUUUGUCGAUCCUCCUUCAACUUCAUACCGUGUGAGCAAACCCCCACAGCAACUGUCUGCUCAACAGAAAUUGCUGCGGCAGCGUCUACCAGGUAAUGAUCCGUUUCUGCCGCUUAGACCACGCCGUCCCGUCACUGUGCCGGGGCCGCAAAGACCAAUUCGUCUCUGGCAGAGACCGUAUCAACGGCCUCGUCUCGUCUCUGACACGGCGGCGGUAGAGAGAGCCCGCUAUGUGUCAAAUGAUCCUGCGAGGAACGUCAGUGCGGGAGCUGUCUGGGGCGUUGGAGGAGUCUCGGGAGUGUUGGGACCUCCAUCAACGUCAAUCUCCAAUGACCACCCCAACGUGUUGAGUAGAGGAACCACUGCCCCCAUAUAUGCGGCCAACUUUCUCCCUCAAAGCACCAUUGCAGACGAGCGAGACAUGCAUGAGUCACGGCUUGCACUCGCGCUAGACAUUGACCCGGCGUCUCGACUGCUUGAUACUUGCAUGCUAUCCGCUGGCCGUACUACACCUCCCAGUCCGGCGUCUUCACAUCAUGAGCGUUGUUCUCCUUUUGUCUGGAAGGACAAUGCUUGGAAGAAAGUUGAGAGGGGUCAUUGGCCUACAAAUCCUACCAAAGGAGAGGUUGUCCCGCCUAAACCAUUCCGAAUCCUAGAUGCACCGUUUCUGCGCAAUGACUUUUAUUGCUCGACUCUCGCUUAUUCUUUUACUUCUGGCGUGCUUGCUGUCGGUCUUGCUCAGCAUGUCUAUCUCUGGUCGGAACGGUUCGGGGUGGAGCAUCCGCCUUUUGGAGAUAUGGAACCAUCAAAUUAUGUGACUUCCUUGUCUUUUUCUUCUGAGAUCGGCCGAAAGAGUAUCCUGGCGGUUGCUCGUCAGUCAGGCCAAUUAUCCUUGUGGAGCAUCUUCGAUUCAGAGAUCCGUUUUGAACUCAAUCAUUCUGCCAACAUCACCUGCGUCUCAUUCAAGCCCAAAACUACGCGCAGACCUUCAGUAAGAUUUGAGGAUCUGGAAGUCGAGGCAGAGGAUCUCGUGGUGGGCGAUGAGGUUGGGGAUGUCUGGUACUACUCAGUCGACUGGUCCGAUGGUGAGUUGCAGAACCAGUUGGGCUGGAAAGGGUCCAUUACAUUACUCGUCAAGAUCUCGGCACACACCCAGCAGGUCUGCGGUCUGGCCUGGUCUCCAGAUGACACUUUCAUUGCCACGGGCGGCAAUGACAAUUCCUGCCUUCUCUUCGAGUUGAACGAGCUCAUCUCAUCGCAGAAAUUGCCCUCGUCUGCCGUAUCUAUCGAGUCCACGAGAGCCAGUCCGAACAUUUUCCAGUGUAUUACGUCAAGCUCCGAACGACGAGGGCUAUUCAGAACCCGUCACUUUUUCAAUCAUUGGCCGCCGUUGUGGAUGAACAGUCUUUCGAGCCCGCCAUCUGAAGCACCGUCUCUGUCAGAAACCGUAUGGCCUGGCAGCGGGCGAGCUACCCUGGUGCCAUAUAACAGCCAGAAGCAUCGGCUGAAACACGCAGCAGCAGUCAAGGCAAUUGCAUUUGCGCCAUGGCAACCCUCGCUACUCGCAACAGGCGGAGGCACCAACGACGGAGCCAUUCAUUUCUACCAUACCCGAACGGGAGCUUGUCUCGCAACCAUCAACGUGUUCGCCCAGGUAACCAGUCUGAUCUGGAGCCAGACACGACGUGAGAUCGUUGCUACAUUCGGGUUCGCACUGCCCGAACACCCCUAUCGAAUUGCCAUCUUCGCCUGGCCAAGCUGUGCUCAAGUCGCCGUGAUCCCAUGGGGCCCGUACGGGACCAGCUGGGACGGACAGCAUCGUGGAGCGGGCUACGACUGCGGAAGAGCACUGUGGGCAGUCAGUUACCCAGGACGACCACCUCCCCAUGUUUCCGCUACACUCGACGACUGGGACAGUCUACAUCCUCCACUCUCGCCAGAGCGUGUACCACCGAUCACCAAACGCAGGAACAGGAGGAGCCGCAGGUACUGUCCGGGACCUCUGAGGAUCCGUCCCAAAGAAAAAGAAGGAGGGAUGUGGUGCACGGGGACCAGGGAGGAAGGAUGCAUCAUCGUCGCAUCCAGUGAUCAGACAGUCAAGUUCCACGAAGUCUGGAGUGGGCGCAGAAAGAGCAUUGGGUCUGCUUGCGGACUGCUGGGAGGAAGCGAUAUCCUAGAGGGUCUGGAGGGGAUCGAGAAAUCCGGAAGUGAAGUCAUUCGUUAG